AUGGCCGACAACUCGUCUCGCGUUGCCGUCUGCAGCAACCAGUCCCAGGAGCAGCAGCCUGCUCCCCGUCCUAUCCUCAUGCAGUCGGUCCCCGAGCAUCUCAACUACAGCAUCCAGCGCUUCGCCGACGCGUCCGCCACCAUUCCCGCCGACCACCCCGGCGCUUCUUCGCUCCGCCCCCCUCCCGGCUUCUCCUCUCCCACCCCGACCACCGCCGAGGCAGUGGCGCGCGCGCAGGCCAUCGUCGCGGCCGUUGACGCCGUGUUUCAUACCCACAACGGCACUGGAGGAGCAAAUUGA
Molecule: messenger RNA, 300 nt
Organism: Purpureocillium takamizusanense
Lineage: Eukaryota; Fungi; Ascomycota; Sordariomycetes; Hypocreales; Ophiocordycipitaceae
Exons: 2
Coding region: 1-300 (99 amino acids)
Source: RefSeq, a predicted model, not a curated record